Rhagoletis pomonella (apple maggot) is the source of this 534-nucleotide messenger RNA. It is a transcript of the gene bai, whose product is annotated as transmembrane emp24 domain-containing protein bai. The transcript is spliced from 3 exons. Bases 70 to 519 code for a protein of 149 amino acids. The record is from RefSeq and is a predicted model, not a curated record. NCBI's taxonomy places the organism in Eukaryota, Metazoa, Arthropoda, Insecta, Diptera, Tephritidae.
GUAUCGUUUCAUUUCUAAGUUUCCCUAUUGGCCACCUCAUCUAAGAGUCUAAAUAAAAAUUUUCCAGGCAUGCUCUUAAGAUUAUUUCUAGUACUUUCUGCAUUUCACUUAAUAAAUGGAGUAAUGUUCAACAUUAAGCCGAACUCCCAAAAAUGUCUAAAAGAAGACAUUCAGCCAAACCAAUUGGUAAAAGGCGAAUAUGAAGUGUCUAAUAUACCCGGCCAGAUAGUUGACUACAUCGCUCGAGAUACCAAGGGACACAUUUUGUCGAAGGGAGAUCACAUAACAAAGGGGAAAUUCACAUUUAUGUCGGAAGUUUAUGAUACAUACGAGAUUUGUUUUAUUUCGAAAGUACCACCGCAUCAAAGAGGUAUUGAACAGGAAGUCAACUUUAAUACUAAAAAGGGUGUGGAAACGAGGAACUACGAAGGAGUAAGUAAAAAAUUAUAUUAUGUGGGAGGUUGGGUUUUACUCUGGCAUCCCCCGGAACUCGGCGAAUAUUUUCCGGGUUGUCUUUAGUGUGCACACAUGUGU